Corvus hawaiiensis (hawaiian crow) is the source of this 11352-nucleotide messenger RNA. RefSeq names its product calcium voltage-gated channel subunit alpha1 B (gene CACNA1B). The record is from RefSeq and is a predicted model, not a curated record. The coding region runs from base 414 to 7226 and encodes 2270 amino acids. Gene Ontology annotation, molecular function: high voltage-gated calcium channel activity; calcium ion binding. The transcript has 50 exons. Gene Ontology annotation, cellular component: membrane; neuronal cell body; voltage-gated calcium channel complex. Lineage: Eukaryota; Metazoa; Chordata; Aves; Passeriformes; Corvidae. Gene Ontology annotation, biological process: calcium ion import across plasma membrane; chemical synaptic transmission.
GUGCCGGGCUGGGUUGGGCACGGCGGAGCGCUCCCGCGGCGGGCACGGCAGCAGCGCAGCCCCUUCCCAGCCCAGCGCCCCGUCGCCGAAGGGACCGCGGCCACCGCGGCCACCCGCCGCCGCCCCGGCCAUGAGGUCGGGCCGGAGAGACGCCACCUGUGCGGGGAGGUGAGCGGAGCUCCGGCGCCUUCCUCCUACCCCCGGGCAGCCACAGCGGCGGGGAAAAGCAGGGGGUGGAGGAAGGAAAAGGGAUAUUUUUUUGUUUUAUAAUAUAUCGAUCUAUUUUUGCCGCGAUCCAUCCCGAUCCCGCAACUGAAGCCCCCGGAGGGAGAAGUGCUGCGCGCUGUGAUGCGUCUUCCUCUCGCCUCGGCUGCCAGUUUGGAUUGUAGCGCCCGGCUCCGUGCACUGCGAGGAUGGCUCGGUUUGGGGAUGAUCUGCCAACCCGCUAUGGAGGUGGAGGGCCGGCCGGGGCUGGAAGAGGGAGCAGCCGGCAAGGUGGCCCCCAAGCCGGCCAGAGGAUGUAUAAACAGUCGAUGGCUCAGAGAGCCAGGACUAUGGCUCUCUACAACCCCAUCCCUGUCAAACAGAACUGCUUCACAGUCAACAGAUCCCUCUUCAUCUUCAGUGAAGAUAAUGUUAUACGGAAAUACGCCAAGCGAAUAACAGAGUGGCCUCCAUUUGAAUACAUGAUUUUAGCUACAAUCAUAGCCAAUUGUAUCGUGCUGGCUCUGGAACAACAUUUGCCGGAUGGAGACAAGACACCGAUGUCAGAGAGAUUGGACGACACUGAGCCGUACUUUAUUGGAAUAUUUUGUUUUGAAGCUGGUAUCAAAAUCAUCGCUCUGGGCUUUGUUUUCCACAAAGGCUCUUACCUGCGGAAUGGCUGGAACGUGAUGGAUUUUGUCGUGGUCCUCACAGGGAUUCUGGCGACUGCUGGGACUGAUUUUGACCUGCGGACCCUGCGAGCCGUGCGGGUGCUGCGGCCCCUGAAACUCGUGUCGGGAAUCCCAAGCCUGCAGGUUGUCCUCAAGUCCAUCAUGAAGGCCAUGGUGCCCUUGCUGCAGAUUGGGCUGCUCCUCUUCUUCGCCAUCGUGAUGUUUGCCAUCAUCGGGCUGGAGUUCUACAUGGGCAAAUUCCAUAAAACCUGCUUUUCCAACGAGACAGGUGAGGAGGUGGGAGAUUUUCCCUGUGGAGAGGAGCCUCCUGCCAGGCAGUGUGAGAGCGGGACCACGUGCAGGGAGUACUGGCAGGGCCCCAACUAUGGCAUCACCAACUUUGACAACAUCCUCUUCGCCGUGCUCACGGUCUUCCAGUGCAUCACCAUGGAGGGCUGGACCGACAUCCUCUACAACACAAACGACGCUGCAGGAAAUACCUGGAAUUGGCUUUACUUCAUCCCUCUCAUCAUCAUUGGCUCUUUCUUCAUGCUCAACUUGGUGCUGGGCGUCUUAUCAGGUGAAUUUGCCAAAGAACGAGAGAGGGUGGAGAACCGCCGGGCGUUCCUGAAGCUCCGCAGGCAGCAGCAGAUCGAGCGGGAGCUCAACGGGUACCUGGAGUGGAUCUUCAAAGCAGAGGAAGUCAUGCUGGCCGAGGAGGACAAGAACGCGGAGGAGAAGUCCCCUCUGGACGGGAGGGCCGCCUCGGAAGGGCCGAUUCCUCAAGGCACGGCGCCGGCAGAGACUGGCAGCGGCAGCAGCUACAACAUGUUGAAAAGAGCCGCAAUAAAGAAGAGCAAAAACGACCUGAUUCAUGCAGAAGAAGGUGAGGACCAUUUCACAGACAUUUGCUCCGUUGGGUCUCCCUUCGCCCGUGCCAGUUUGAAGAGUGGCAAGAACGAGAGCUCGUCCUACUUCAGGAGGAAGGAGAAGAUGUUCCGCUUCUUCAUCCGGCGCAUGGUGAAGGCUCAGAGCUUCUACUGGGUCGUGCUCUGCGUGGUGGCCCUCAACACCCUCUGUGUGGCCAUGGUGCACUACGACCAGCCCGAGAAGCUCACCACGGCUCUCUAUUUCGCAGAGUUUGUUUUUCUGGGGCUGUUCCUCACCGAGAUGUCUCUGAAGAUGUACGGCCUGGGGCCAAGGAACUACUUCCACUCUUCAUUCAACUGCUUCGACUUCGGGGUCAUCGUGGGCAGCAUUUUUGAGGUCAUUUGGGCUGCAGUGAAGCCGGGAACCUCCUUUGGCAUCAGCGUCCUGAGAGCCCUGCGCCUGCUGAGGAUUUUCAAAGUGACAAAGUACUGGAAUUCCCUGAGGAAUCUGGUGGUCUCCUUGCUGAACUCCAUGAAAUCCAUCAUCAGUUUGCUUUUCCUGCUCUUCCUGUUCAUCGUGGUCUUCGCUCUGCUGGGGAUGCAGCUCUUUGGAGGACAGUUCAAUUUCCAAGAUGAAACUCCAACCACCAAUUUCGAUACCUUCCCUGCUGCCAUCCUCACAGUCUUCCAGAUCCUGACGGGGGAAGACUGGAACGCUGUGAUGUACCACGGGAUCGAGUCACAGGGCGGCGUCCACUCGGGAAUGUUCUCCUCCAUCUACUUCAUCGUCCUCACCCUGUUUGGUAACUAUACUCUGCUGAACGUCUUCUUGGCCAUCGCUGUCGACAACCUGGCCAACGCCCAGGAGCUGACCAAGGACGAGGAGGAGAUGGAAGAAGCCACCAACCAAAAGCUGGCCCUGCAGAAGGCCAAGGAAGUGGCCGAAGUGAGCCCCAUGUCCGCGGCCAACAUUUCCAUAGCUGCUUUUGUAAAGCAAACUCGAGGUACUGUAUCUCGCAGCUCGUCAGUCUCCAGCGUAAAUUCACCCAAGCAGCAGAAUUCCUCCAAAUCCAAGUCGGUUUGGGAGCAGAGGACGAGCCAGAUCCGGAUGCACAACUUCCGAGCCAGCUGCGAGGCCCUGUACAACGAGCUGGACCCCGAGGAGCGGGUGCGCUACGCCACCACCCUGCACAUCCGGCCCGACAUGAAAACCCACCUAGACCGGCCGCUGGUCGUGGAGCCCCGCAGCGAAGGCAGGAACAACAUCACCAAGCUGAGCCCCGUGGAUGUCCAGGAGGUGGUGGAGCACCCCAAAGUCACCUCAGCUGACGGGGCAGAAGCGCCACGGAAGCACCACCGGCAUCGGGAUAAGGAGAAGCUGGGAGAGCAGGAGAAGGGCGACGUGACCAAGGAUGAGGGCGGCGAAACCGGCGUGGGCAACAAGGAGGAGCGGCACAGGCAGCACCGGAGCCGCAGCAAGGAGGUGGAAGGGGGCAGCAAGGAAGGGAAAAGCGACCGGAACAGGGGGCAGGAAGGGGGGAAGAGGCACCACCGGCGGGGCUCGGUGGAGGAUGGCACCGAGAAGGAGCACCGCAGGCACCGCAGCCACCGGCACUCGUCCGACCGGCCGGGCAAGGAGGGCAACGGCACCGCCAACGGCGCCCGUGGCGAGCGGCGCUCCCGGCACCGCGGCGGCUCCAGGUCCGGGAACAGGGAUGGAGAGCCCGGAGCCAAGGGCGACAACGGAGAGGAGCCCCACCGGCGGCACCGGCUCAGGAACAGGGCGCUGUCCACCUACGAGUGCGUGGAGAAGGACAACGGCGAGAAGGAGGGCGAGGCUGGCGAGAAGGAGCACCGCAAUCACCAGCCCAAGGAGAACCAGUGUGAGCUGGAGGCCAGUGGCAGUGGGAGUGUCCCUGGGAGUGUCCCUGUGCACACCCUGCCCAGCACAUACCUGCAGAAGGUGCCUGAGCAGCCGGAGGAUGCCGACAACCAGAAGAACGUGACGAGGAUGAUUCAGCCCCCACUGGACAAAACCACCACUGUGAACAUCCCUGUCACCAUCACGGCCCCUCCAGGGGACACCACUGUCAUUCCAAUGAACAACGUGGAGUUUGAAAGCAAAACAGAGGAGAAGAAAGACGUCGAUGACUUGACGAAAAAUGGGCCUAAACCGAUCCUGCCUUACAGUUCCAUGUUUAUCCUCAGUCCCACAAAUCCGAUCCGGCGCCUGUUCCACUACAUCGUCAACCUGCGCUACUUUGAGAUGGUGAUCCUGAUCGUCAUCGCCCUCAGCAGCAUCGCCCUGGCUGCAGAGGACCCCGUCCAAGCUGAGUCUCCCAGGAAUGACGCUCUGAAAUACCUGGAUUAUAUAUUCACAGGAGUCUUCACCUUUGAGAUGGUGAUCAAGAUGAUCGACUUGGGGCUGCUGCUCCACCCCGGCUCCUACUUCCGUGACCUGUGGAAUAUCCUGGACUUCAUUGUGGUCAGUGGGGCCUUGGUGGCUUUUGCCUUCUCGAGUUUCAUGGGAGGAACCAAAGGCAAGGACAUCAACACCAUCAAGUCCCUGCGAGUCCUGCGGGUGCUCCGGCCUCUGAAGACCAUAAAACGGCUGCCAAAGCUAAAGGCUGUCUUUGACUGCGUGGUGAACUCCCUGAAGAACGUCCUCAACAUCCUCAUCGUGUACAUGCUCUUCAUGUUCAUCUUCGCCGUCAUCGCCGUGCAGCUCUUCAAGGGCCGCUUCUUCUACUGCACAGAUGAGUCCAAGGAGCUGGAGAAGGACUGCAGGGGUCAGUACCUGGAUUAUGAAAAAAAUGAGGUGGAGGCACAGCCCAGGGAAUGGAAAAAAUACGAGUUCCACUACGACAACGUGCUCUGGGCUCUGCUCACGCUCUUCACCGUGUCCACAGGGGAAGGGUGGCCAACUGUGCUGAAGCACUCAGUGGAUGCCACCUACGAGGAACAGGGGCCCAGCCCUGGCUACCGAAUGGAAAUGUCCAUCUUUUACGUGGUGUAUUUUGUUGUCUUCCCUUUUUUCUUUGUCAACAUCUUUGUGGCGUUAAUCAUCAUCACCUUCCAGGAGCAAGGAGAUAAAGUGAUGUCAGAGUGCAGCCUCGAGAAAAACGAGAGGGCCUGCAUAGACUUUGCCAUAAGUGCCAAGCCCCUGACCCGCUACAUGCCUCAGAACAAGCAAUCCUUCCAGUACAAGAUGUGGAAAUUCGUGGUGUCCCCUCCCUUUGAGUAUUUUAUUAUGGUCAUGAUCGCUCUCAACACCAUCGUCCUCAUGAUGAAGUUCUAUGAUGCUCCAGAAGCAUACGAGGAAAUGCUGAAAUGCCUGAACAUUGUGUUUACAUCCAUGUUUUCCAUGGAAUGUGUGCUGAAGAUCAUUGCCUUUGGUGUGCUGAAUUAUUUCCGAGAUGCCUGGAAUGUCUUUGAUUUUGUAACAGUGUUGGGAAGUAUUACUGAUAUUUUAGUAACAGAGAUUGCGGACACGGACAACUUCAUCAACCUCAGCUUCCUGAGGCUCUUCAGGGCAGCCAGGCUCAUCAAGCUCCUCCGCCAGGGCUACACCAUCCGCAUCCUGCUCUGGACAUUCGUGCAGUCCUUCAAGGCCUUGCCUUAUGUGUGUCUCCUCAUUGCAAUGCUCUUCUUCAUCUAUGCCAUUAUUGGCAUGCAGGUAUUUGGGAACAUUGCCUUAGAUGAUGAAACCUCCAUUAAUCGGCACAACAACUUCCGGACCUUCCUCCAAGCCCUGAUGCUCCUGUUCAGGAGUGCCACGGGGGAAGCCUGGCACGAGAUCAUGUUGUCCUGCUUGAGCAACAGAGCCUGUGACCCCCUCUCUGGCCUCACCAAAAAGGAGUGUGGCAGUGAUUUUGCCUAUUUCUACUUCGUGUCCUUCAUCUUCCUCUGCUCCUUCCUGAUGCUGAACCUGUUCGUGGCUGUGAUCAUGGACAAUUUCGAGUACCUGACCAGGGACUCCUCCAUCCUCGGGCCCCACCACCUGGACGAGUUUGUCCGGGUGUGGGCUGAGUACGACCCCGCAGCCUGCGGGCGCAUCAGUUACACAGACAUGUACGAGAUGCUGAGACACAUGUCCCCACCUCUAGGCCUUGGGAAGAAAUGCCCAGCUCGCGUUGCCUAUAAGCGCCUGGUGAGGAUGAACAUGCCCAUCUCGCCCGAGGAUUUAACCGUGCACUUCACCUCCACGCUGAUGGCCCUGAUCCGCACUGCCCUGGAGAUCAAACUGGCCUCAGGUGGGGUGAAGCAGCACCAGUGCGAUGCUGAGCUGAGGAAGGAGAUCUCGCUGGUUUGGCCCAACCUGUCCCAGAAAACUCUGGAUUUGCUGGUGCCUCCUCACAAACCGGAUGAAAUGACUGUGGGGAAGGUCUAUGCAGCCCUGAUGAUAUUUGACUUCUACAAGCAGAAUAAGAACAGCAGGGAGCAAGUCCAGCCCGCUGGGGGCCUGUGCCAGCCCGGGCCAGUGUCCCUCUUCCACCCAUUGAAGGCCACCCUGGAGCAGACCCAGCCCGCGGCCUUCAGCAACGCCAAGGCCUUCCUGCGGCAGAAGAGCUCGGCCUCCCUCAACAACGGGGGAGCCUUGCCACCCCCGGAGGGAGGGAUCAAAGAGUCCAGUUCUUGGGGAACCCAGCGCACCCAGGACAUGUUUUAUGAAACCAGGAGCCCAGCUUUUGAGCGAGGCCACUCCGAGGAGAUCCCCAUUGAGAGGGUGGUGGAAAUGAAGGAGAUCAGCCCCACAGUUGCCAACGGAGAGCCCCAGCCAGGCCUGGAGAGCCAGGGCCGGGCGGCCUCCAUGCCACGCCUGGCUGCCGAAACCCAGGCAGCCGAGCGGGGCCCGGCGCCUUCCCUCACCCUGCUCCGUGUCCCUCCCUGUUCCCCGCAGCCCAUCCCGGACACGAGCCCCAUGAAGCGCUCGGUCUCCACGCUGACCCCUCAGCGCCCUCACGCCAUGCACCUCUACGAGUAUUCCCUGGAGCGGAUGCCUCCGGAGCAAGGCCACCACCACCACCACCACCGCUGCCACCGGCGGAAAGAGAAGAAGCAGAAAUCCUUGGAUAGGGCCGCCCAUCACUUGGCUGAUGGACAAGCUAUAGCCCAGUCUGGAGAGUCUUCUUCCAAGGACAAGAAGCAGGAGCGUGGCCGCUCCCAGGAGAGGAAGCAGCACUCCUCCUCCUCGUCCGAAAAGCAGCGCUUCUACUCCUGCGACCGCUACGGCAGCCGGGACCGUGCCCAGCCCAAAUCUGCUGACCAGAGCAGGCCCACUUCCCCCAACGGGGGCCCAGAGCAUGGCCCGCACAGACAGGAAGUCGAGGGGAAGGGACACCACCAUCUCUCUGCCCGUGCAUGCAAACACCGUCCCCACACUGGAAAGCAACAGAGAUGUCCUUCUGUAGGGAAUAAUUCUGUCUUUUCCCCCCUUUUCCUCUCCCAUUUUCCAUCCCCCAACCCCCCAGCCCUGCACUAACACAGCCUUGGGUCACCCCAAUUCUUAGGCAGAACACGAAGAAGAAUCUCAAGUUGUCCAAAUCCUCCACCCACCUCGUAGGGGUCGAUGACAGUGACAGAAAAGCCUGACCACAAUUAUCCAUAACCCCUUCCCGACGUUUUUUUACAGCCUCUCUGCUGUCUCUCCAUCUUUCCAAGAAUCCUCAUAGUGAGUUGCCAAACUUGAAUUGCACCGAUCAGUUUUCUGCAUCCAGAACCAGUCUCAUAGUGGCUGUACUUUGAAUAAGUAAUGUUUGCAUGUAAUAUAUAUACAUAUAUACAUAUCUAUAAAAAGUAUGUGCAUGGAAAAUGUUUAUCUUCGUACUUUUUUGAUACAAUGUAUUCAUCAGUUGUUAAUUUUUAAUUAUAUUUGAUAUAAAUUCGGGGGGUUUGUUGCAAAACUUUAUAUUUAAAAAAACCGUGUGAAAAACGAUCGAAGUUCCAACCAUGCAACACAAAGCGGAACUUUACCCAAAAAAAAGAAAAAAGGGGGGGGAAAAAAAAACCAUUGAGAAAAACAAAAGGUUCUGUGAUUGCCUAGUUUGCUGCCUGAGUAAUAUUUAUCAGCCAAACUUUGAAUUCUGCAGUUGUUUCUACAAUUCCAUUUUGUAUGAAGCAAAGUCCUUGAAUUAAAAUAAAAACUUAGCAAAAAAAACCAAAACCAACCUGAGCAAUUCCCAGACGGUGUGUGCGGUGUGCCUGCUGAGCGGGAGACGCCGGAGGGCCGGCUCCGAGGGCCUGCCCACCUCCAGGAGCGACAGUCCGGGAGAAACUCCAUCCCAAACUGGGAUCUUGCGAGGAAUUGGCUGCGUCUGUGGGGUUGUGGUUUGGUUUUUCCAUAGAGGCUUCACGGAUGCUUGGUUUGAGUAGGGAGCUGUUUGGAAGUUUGUGGUGUGGAUCCAGUAUGGAGAUGGCAGUUCCUGGAGUCCAAAAGGCAGCAAAACUGUAAAGUUGAGGGUUAAAACCUGCCAGCAGUGAUUGAUUCCUUCCAGGUUUUUGCCAGAGGGAUGUUUCUCCUGUAAAACACUGGCACAGGUUGCCCAGAGAAGCUGUGGAUGCCCCAUCCCUGGAAACGUUCAAGGUCAGGUUGGAUGUGGCUCUAAACAAGCUGAAGAUGCCCCUGCUCAUCCCAGAAGGGUUGGACUCGAGGACCUUUAAAGGGUCUAACCCUAAAUCCAACCCAGACUAUUUUAUGUGCUAGGCACGUGGCUCCCUUUGGCUCUAACCCUGAUUCAACCCUGACCCCGCUCCCAGCAGGUGUUCCAGGCUCCCUCAGGCUGAUUUCCCUGGAAAUCAGCAGUGAGGGGUUGGAUUGGUGUCAGGCGUCUGUCACAUGUCCAGGCCCUGCUGUAGCACCUGUAGAAACCAGAAUUAAUCCUAACAAUACUCGUGGAAUUAAUUGGAAGUUGGUACUUCCAAGACUUGCACUGAGCAGAAAAACUCAAGGGCUGUCGGGACAGAAGGAAAGCACUUCUCAUUUCUUUGGAUAACUGGAGAAUCCCCCCCAUUCCUUUCCAGGGGCAGAAAUCCACCGUGUUCCUCCUUCAUCAGGGUCUGCUGGUGCCACACAACACCAAAGACUCUCCAGAAAUUCUUGGAGGCUGCAGAGCACUUUCCAGGGCACAAGGCCUUGACUCUUCUCAUCUCUUGUUGCAUCUUUUCUGUGAUGAGACCACCCAAGAUCCCACCCGGGAUUUGGUGUGGAAUGAAAGGAAAAGGUCCUCAACUCCCUGAUCUCCAGGUCAGGCUGGAGCUUGGGAAGGAGAUGCUUUGCUUGAGGUCCCACAGUGCAUGAUCAGCAAGGUUUGGGGCAGGAGAGCUUUCCUUGGCUUGCAGUGGGGUCUGUGCGGGGUUUGGGGCUCUUGGGGCUGGAUGACACGGAAGAGAAGGAUUUAUUUAAAGUUCUUGAGAUAUCCCAAACAUGAAAUGAAGAUUUCUGAGCAGUGUAAAAGGGUUUGAAAAACAGUGCAGGGUUUGGGAAUCAGUGUGGGUCUGUGUCCACCCCGACCUCUGAGAGGACCCCGCAGGAUUCGCUCCACCACAACCACCUGGGGAGCUGGAAUCUGCCUGGGGGAGCAGCUGAGCAACCUCUCCCCUUCACACCUGGAUCACAGAGACCUCCAAACCCACUUUACAACCCCAUAUGUGUUUUAAAAUCCUAAAAGCCUUUCGGUGACUUUCUGCCCUUCUAAAGUAUUUCUUUUCCCCCCUUUCUUUCUCCUUAUUCCAUUUGUAUUCUUUGGGUCCAAGGCAGCAACGAACCCAUCAGCUUCUCCAGGGCUGAGGGAGCUGGAGCAGGCAGGAUCCUUGGUCCCACAUCCGAGACGCUGGAGCUGGAACCUUUGGGUUUGAGUUCAGCUGAAUCCCAAAAACGGCUUUAUUUCUGUUCCUCAUCCCACUCCUGGUGGAACUUUUUGCUGCCAGGGGUUUGCACAAGUUCUCCCCUCAGGGGCACAUCUUGCUAGCAGAGACCGCAGGAUUUCCGUUCCCUUUAUUCCCUGUGGAUGAAACCUGGAUCAGCUUUUCCAAGGGCAGCACCCCACGCUCGGUCGUGCCGUUAGGGGGAAGCAUUUUCAGGCUUUUUCUACUUUCUAGGGAAACAGAAUAAAAGGGAAAAAAAGAAAAAAAGGCUGAUUCAAAAGGCUGGAGAGUCAUUCCCUGCAAUGUUCGUCUGAGGAUGCAGAAAACUCAGGGUGAGAGGCUGAGCACAGCUGAGUUCAAGGUGCUCAGGUAAUUCAGCUUUUUUUAUUCCCUGGAGCACGAAAAGCUGGGAGCAUCCGGCCGAUUCCUCAUUCCAGCCACGUUUCAGGCAGCACCCACAGACUCCCACACCCCUCCAAGGUGACGGAUUACUCAUCCCAGUGCAUUUCAUCCCUCUUUAUCCAUCCUAAGCAGAUCUCCUGAUAUUUCCCAGGCUGUGAAAACACCAUUUUCAGAAAGUGCCUGAUCGUGAUAACAAAACCUCAGCUCAAUGCUGUCACUCAGCACAUUCCAAAAUAUUUUGCAGAAGAGGCAAAUUUUGCAUCUUUAUGUGAUUUAAAAAAACCUAAAUUGAGGCCCUUGGAUGGGACUAAAUUUUCCAGGGUCACCCAGCAAGGGAGGACAAGGUUAAGGUUACUCUGCUUAUUCCUUCAUGUUUGAAGUCACUGGCGUGUGCAGGAGUUUUUUUUAACAUCCACAGGUUUUUAGUAGGAUCCCAGUGAGGGGUCACUGGGAAUUUGGCAUCUCCGUAGGAGGGAAUUUAAAGGGAAGAGCAGUAAGAGAAGUGCUGGAAGGUUGGGCACUGAGGGAUGGCAGCAGUUGAUGCACUGGGGGCUCUGAUAAAGCUGCGCAGAUAUUUUGGCUGGUGAAGUCUUGGGGUGGGUGAGAAGGGAGAUGUGAGGAAACCAACCGUGAGAGAAGGGAUGGAAACUCCAGGCUGGAGCCCCAAGGAGGAAGGCUGGGCCAAGCUGGUGGAGCAGAGCUGUUAAUUGAAAGCAAACAGUAUCAAUAACCAGAGUUUAUUCAUUUCAGCCUCACCUCCACUUUCUGUCAUUGCUCUGAAACAGAACAGCCCAGCCCUGGCUUUGUCUGUGUCUGGUUUUAUUAUGUCUCUGCUGCUGGCAGUGGUUUUUCUGCCCAGCGCGGCACAAACAGAGGAGGAGGAGGCGUGGUCCUUGUCCAGCUACUCCUGCACAAAAGUCUGACACACCCAUGGGGGUGUAAACCCGAAUUUUCUCACCGAGGGCUGAGGAGGGGCGUGGAUGUGGUUGUGUCGCUGGAUCCAGCAAAGGAGAGGGUGCUUAAAGAGAGGAUGCUGAGCUGAGAGACAGGACUGGGGCACAGGAAUCCUGGGAAUUUGACAAGGGGGUUUUCCUCCUUGUGGAUUGGAGGGUGUUUGACACACCUGGUUCUGAGGGUGAUCCACCUAAACCAGACCCGGUGGGAUGGGCAAGGAGCAGAGGGCAGGGUCCCACGGGUCCCACAGCAGGAAUGGGCUGCAGGACAUGCCAAGGGAUGGGACAUGUGCUGAUGGUCACAUCCAUGGAAUCAGUGGGAUUCCAAAAGGAAAGGCAAACCCGUGUCACGUGUUCUUGACAAAUAAAUCCUCUACAUGGCAAAGCAAA